GCAGUUGGGACUAGACUUGGUUCCACGGAAAGAGUUUGCAAUGGUAGAUCCAGAUGAUAUCAGUGUUACAGAAUUAUAUAGACUGAUGGAACAUAGACAUCGAAAGAAAGACACUCCAGUGCCAGCAAGCAGUCACCAUCUCUUUGUACAGAUGAAGAGCUUAAUGUGUUCAAACCUGGGUGAAGAACUAGAAGUAAUAUUUUCUCUGUAUGACAGCAAAGAAAGUCGUCCAAUCAGUGAACGAUUCUUUGUCAGACUGAACAGGAAUGGAUUGCCAAAAAAUCCAGAGAAGACAGAAAGAUAUAGUUCCCUCUUUAUCGAUCUGAGCUCAGGUGACCUUCGGAAAGAUAUUUUUGUUACUGUACACAUAAUCAGAAUCGGACGAAUGGGGGCAGGCGAGAAAAAGAACUCCUCAAACGUGCAAUAUCGACGACCUUUUGGGUGCGCAGCUCUCAGUAUAGCUGACCUUCUGACGGGCGAAUCAAAAGAUGACUUAAUCCUAAAAGUGUAUAUGUGCAACACUGAAAGUGACUGGUAUCAGAUCCAUGAAAAUAUUAUCAAGAAACUGAAUGCACGGUAUAACCUCACAGGCUCCAAUACAGGCCUGGCAGUUUCCCUUCAGCUGCUACAUGGAGAUAUUGAACAAAUUAGGAGAGAUUAUUCCUCAGUGUUUACCCGUGGGGUCUCAAUAACAAGAAAGCUCGGUUUCUCAGAUGUUAUUAUGCCGGGGGAAAUGAGGAACGACCUUUAUAUCACUCUAGAAAGGGGAGAGUUUGAGAAAGGAGGGAAAAGUGUGGCAAGAAAUGUGCAGGUCACUAUGGUUAUUGUGAACAGCGAAGGGCAACUUUUAAAGGAUUAUAUUUCCUUUGGUUCUGGAGAGCCGACAGCUAAUGAAUAUCAUUCAUUUGUGUUAUAUCACAAUAACAGUCCUCGAUGGGCUGAACUCCUAAAACUUCCAGUUCCAGUGGACAAAUUUCGAGGAGCACAUAUUCGAUUUGAAUUUCGUCAUUGUUCCACAAAAGAGAAGGGGGAGAAGAAGCUGUUUGGCUUUUCCUUUGUGCCCUUAAUGCAAGAAGAUGGUCGGACCUUUCCUGAUGGAACCCAUGAACUAAUUGUUCAUAAGUGUGAAGAGAACACCAUCUUCCAGGAUUGUUGUCGCUACCUCAAGCUCCCCUUUCUGAAAGGAAAUCAACAUGGAAACAAUAAUCAAGCAAUUAAGAACUCAAAAGAAUCCUUUUGGAUAACCUCAUUCCUUUGUUCCACUAAACUUACUCAGAAUGGUGAUAUGCUUGAUCUACUAAAGUGGAAAAUGCACCCAGAAAAAAUCCCCGGCUGCUUAUCAAAAUUAAAAGAAAUUGAUGGUUCAGAAAUAGUGAAGUUUCUUCAAGAUACACUGGAUACUUUGUUUGGCAUUUUGGAUGAAAACUCUCUGAAAUAUGGUUCCAAGGUGUUUGAUUGUUUAGUUCAUAUAAUUAAUUUGCUGCAGGACAGCAAAUUCCAGCACUUUAAGCCAGUAAUGGAUACUUAUAUAGAAGGGCAUUUUUCUGGUGUGCUCGCUUACAGGGACCUGAUAAAAGUUUUCAAAUGGUAUGUUGACAGAAUAAUUGAUGCUGAACGACAAGAGCAUAUCCAGGAAGUAUUAAAGGCCCAAGAGUACAUUUUUAAGUAUAUAGUUCAGUCGCGUAAGCUGUUUUCUCGCCAUACUGGAGGACAGAAUGAAGAAGAAUUUCGAUGCGGUGUUCAAGAACUUCUAAUGUCAAUACGAUUCUUUCUGUCUAAGGAGAGCAAGGGAUCCUGCGCACUCUCUCAUUCUCAGGCUGUGUUUCUGAAUUCCUUCCCAGCUGUGUACUCCGAACUGCUGAAGCUCUUUGAUGUUCGAGAGGUGGCAAACUUAGUGCAUGAUACUCUGGGCAGUUUGCCAACAAUCACGCACGCGGAUGACUCCCUUCAAGACGUAAAACUGCAGUGUAUAGCGAAGACAGUGGAGAGCGAACUUUACAGCAAUCCUGACUCCCGGUUCAUUCUUCUGCCUGUAGUCUUGCACCACCUCCACAUGCAUUUACAGGAGCAGAGAGAUCUUGUAAUGUGUGCUCGUAUCCUUAGCAACAUGUUUUGUCUAACCAAGAAAAACAGCUCAGAGAAAUCUGCUAUGAAGGAAAUAGAUGUUAUUGUGAACUGCCUUUUGGAUAUACUACUGAGAACUAUAUUAGAGAUCACAAGCAGGCCUCAGCCAUCAGGCUCUGCCAUGCGACUUCAGUUCCAGGAUGUUACUGGUGAGUUUGUGGCGUCUCUUUUAUCUCUUUUGCGACAAAUGACUGACAGACACUACCAACAGCUUCUAGAGAGUUUUAGCACAAAAGAUGAACUACGGGAUUUUUUGCUGCAGAUUUUUACAGUUUUUCGAAUUCUAAUAAGACCAGAGAUGUUCCCCAAAGAUUGGACUGUGAUGCGCUUUGUGGCUAACAACGUUAUCAUUACUACAGUUUUAUAUCUUUCUGAUGCCCUUCGAAAGAACUUCUUAAAUGAUAGUUUUGAUUAUAAGAUUUGGGAUUCUUAUUUUUACCUUGCAGUUAUUUUUAUAAAUCAGUCGUGCCUGCAGUUAGAGCUGUUUACACCAUCAAAAAUGAAAAAGGUGCUGGAAAAAUAUGGUGAUAUGCGAGUAACUAUGGGAUGUGAAAUCUUCAGUAUGUGGCAAAAUUUAGGUGAGCAUAAGCUGCAUUUCAUCCCAGCAUUAAUUGGACCGUUCUUAGAGGUAACAUUAAUACCACAGCCAGACUUGCGGAAUGUAAUGAUUCCCAUUUUCCACGACAUGAUGGACUGGGAGCAAAGACGUAGUGGUAACUUUAAACAGGUUGAAGCAAAGCUAAUUGACAAAUUGGAUAGCCUCAUGUCUGAAGGAAAAGGUGACGAAACGUACCGGGAGCUCUUCAACAGCAUUCUACUAAAGAAAAUUGAACGCGAAACAUGGAGAGAAAGUGGUGUGUCAUUAAUUGCAACUGUAACAAGGCUCAUGGAAAGGCUGCUAGACUACAGAGAUUGUAUGAAAAUGGGAGAAGUUGAUGGUAAAAAGAUUGGAUGCACCGUCAGUUUGUUGAACUUUUACAAGACAGAGCUUAACAAAGAAGAAAUGUAUAUACGAUAUAUUCACAAGCUAUAUGAUCUGCACAUGAAAGCACAAAAUUUCACAGAGGCUGGUUACACACUUUUGCUUUAUGAUGAGCUUUUGGAAUGGUCGGAUCGUCCAUUAAGAGAAUUUCUAAACUAUCCCAUGCAGACAGAAUGGCAGCGCAAGGAAUAUCUUCACAUGACUAUUAUACAGAAUUUUGACAGAGGAAAAUGUUGGGAGAAUGGGAUAAUCCUGUGCAGGAAACUUGCUGAGCAGUAUGAAGGCUACUAUGAUUACAGAAAUCUCAGCAAGAUGAGGAUUAUGGAAGCUUCUCUCUACGACAAAAUCAUGGAUCAGCAACGAUUGGAACCUGAGUUUUUUAGAGUUGGAUUUUAUGGAAAAAAGUUCCCUUUUUUCCUGAGGAACAAGGAAUUUGUUUGCAGAGGACAUGACUAUGAGAGAUUAGAAGCCUUCCAGCAGCGUAUGCUUACUGAAUUCCCCCAUGCUAUUGCAAUGCAACAUGCCAACCCUCCAGAUGAGACCAUAUCUCAAGCAGAAGCACAAUAUUUGCAGAUCUAUGCAGUUACUCCCAUACCUGAAAGUCAGGAGGUUCUGCAAAGAGAGGGCAUUCCUGAUAAUAUCAAGAGCUUCUAUAAAGUUAAUCAUAUCUGGAGAUUCCGAUAUGAUAGACCUUUUCAUAAAGGGACCAAGGACAAGGAGAAUGAAUUCAAGAGUCUCUGGGUGGAAAGAACCGCACUGACGUUGGUGCAGAGCUUACCUGGAAUAUCGCGUUGGUUUGAAGUGGAAAAGCGUGAAGUAGUGGAAAUGAGUCCUCUAGAAAAUGCAAUUGAGGUCUUGGAAAAUAAGAACCAACAGUUAAGAACACUUAUCAGUCAAUGUCAGACACGACAGAUGCAGAACAUAAAUCCACUGACAAUGUGCCUGAAUGGAGUAAUAGAUGCAGCAGUUAAUGGUGGUGUCUCCAGGUACCAAGAGGCUUUUUUUGUCAAGGACUAUAUCUUCAACCACCCUGAGGAUGGAGACAAGAUUUCGCGCUUGCGAGAACUGAUGCUUGAACAGGCCCAGAUUUUAGAGUUUGGUUUAGCCGUGCACGAGAAAUUUGUUCCUCAAGAUAUGAGACCCUUACAUAAGAAGAUGGUGGAUCAAUUCUUUGUUCUGAAGUCAAGUUUGGGAAUACAGGAUUUCUCCACUUGCGUUCCGCCAAGUCCUGUAAAUUUCCCCAAUGGAAGUCCUCGAAUACCCAGAAAUUCAGCACCUGCUGUUAUGGGCCCAGAUGCUGCCCGAGUGAUACCAAGACGAAGUCCGUUGAGUUACCCAGCUGUCAACAGAUAUUCCUCGUCUUCGUUAUCAUCCCAAGCAUCUGCAGAAGUCAGCAACCUGACAGGCCAGUCAGAAAGUUCAGAUGAAGUAUUUAACAUGCAGCCAAGCCCAUCUACCUCAAGCCUGAGUUCUACACAUUCCGCUUCACCCAAUGUAACAAGUUCUGCUCCUUCCAGUGCCAGAGCUUCCCCACUGUUAUCUGACAAACACAAGCAUUCCAGAGAAAAUCCCUGCCUGUCCCCAAGAGAGAGACCCUGCAGUGCCAUAUUUCCAUUUCCCGCUGAAGCUCCCCAGAGGAUGUUGUAUAAUCACAUUGGAGAAAACACUUUGCCACGGAGUGAUCCAAAUCUAUCUGCCCCAGAAAAGGCUGUGAAUACAACCCCAAGCAGCUGGAGUUUGGACAGUGGAAAGGAAGCCAAAAAUAUGUCAGAAAGUGGAAGGCUGAUAACCCCUCCAGUACCACCACGGCCAACACAAGCUGCUUCUCCAGCCAGGAACAUAGCUGCUGUUUCCCCUUGUGUAAUGGGAAGGUCACCUAUGAAGGGGUCCAUGCAAUCAUUUACACCAUCUCCUGUAGACUGCCACCCACCAGGCAUGAUAUCAAAUUCUCCAGUCUUAUCCGGAAGCUGCAGCAGUGGUAUUUCCUCAUUAAGUCGCUGUAGCAUUUCAGAAAUGUCUGGUUUUGAGACCCAGUUCUAUGAACAAACUGUAACUGUUUCUAACUAUGGUAUGUCGGAGGAACCAACAAGAAAGGAAAAUAAGACUCCUCCCCCUUACAGUGUGUAUGAGCGGACUUUAAGACGACCUGUGCCCAUACCUCAAUGCCUUUCCAUCCCAGCUCCUAUUGAACCACCAGCUUUACCGCCCAAACCAGGCCUUGCACGGCCAACUACCCUGGAGAAUGGCAAACGGACUGAGCCACUUCCACGACCUAGACCUUUCCCACGGAAAGUUUCCCAGCUGUAAAAAAAAACAAAAAAAGAAAAACUUUAUUUUAAUGCCGUGGAAGAAUAUCAUUACUUUUUUUAAUAAUUAACCCUUAGGGGUUUUUAAUUGAAAACUGAGGAAAGAGUUAAACACUUAAUGAAAGUGUGGGCACUUUAAAUCUUUACUAUUUUAUUCCCUAAUUAAGGAAAUGAAAGUUUUUUAAUUAUUAUUUUGCACAUUAUUGUAGAAAUAUUAAUUCAGGAUUAACUUGACAUGAGGCACUUUUGAUCAAAUAAAGGCAAAAAGAAGCACAAGAAUUCUAUAUUGUGCGAUUUCAGGACUAUU
Molecule: messenger RNA, 5719 nt
Organism: Bombina bombina (fire-bellied toad)
Lineage: Eukaryota; Metazoa; Chordata; Amphibia; Anura; Bombinatoridae
Gene: DOCK4
Product: dedicator of cytokinesis 4
Biological process (GO): small GTPase-mediated signal transduction; cell chemotaxis
Cellular component (GO): cytoplasm; plasma membrane
Molecular function (GO): guanyl-nucleotide exchange factor activity; small GTPase binding
Source: RefSeq, a predicted model, not a curated record